AUGAACACAACGGCAACAAUAUCCCCCACUGCUACAGCUCCAGCCAUAUCUCCCACCGAGACCUGUACACAUCCAAAACCAGGCAAAAAUGGCUAUCUGCCUCCAGAAGCCUGUGAUGCCAUUCUCCUCUAUGUUCCAUCCUUUGGUGCAGCCAUCUUCUUCACGAUCCUGUUCGGGUUGACGACCCUCUGUCACAUCGUUCAAGCUUUCAUCUACAAAAAGAAAUAUGCCUGGGUGGUUAUCAUGGGAGCCAGUUGGGAGUUACUUGCAUUUGUAUUCCGGAUUCUACAAACACGACAACAGGACAGUGUGCCCUUUGCUAGUGCUCACACUAUUCUAUAUCUUCUGGCGCCUUUGUGGAUCAAUGCCUUCAUCUACAUGACCCUAGGCCGGCUCAUCCACUUCUUCAUCCCUGACCAGCGGCUAGGUGGAAUUUCCGCCAACCGAUACGGACUCAUCUUCGUAUGGCUUGAUGUCCUAGCCUUUAUUGUCCAGCUCGCAGGCGCUAGCAUCACCACACAGAACGACGUCCCCACCAGCACCACCAUGCUCGGAAUCCACAUCUACAUGGGCGGUAUCGGACUCCAGGAGUUGUUCGUGCUGAUCUUUGGUGUUCUGGCCAUCCACCUCCACCGUCGAAUGGUACAGAUGGAGAACUACGGGGAAUUGGACCAAGAAAAGGCCACUCGCGGCUCGAUUUCCUGGCGCUGGCUGUUUUGGGCGCUAUAUGCCGCUUUGGCUCUCAUAACCGUCCGAAUCAUCUUCCGUCUAUGCCAGUACGCGCGAGGCACGGAUCCGACGAACCCCAUUCUGACCCACGAGGCAUACGAAUAUGUCCUCGACGCGGCGCUGAUGUUCCUCGCCCUGCUCAUUCUGAAUGUCAUCCACCCUGGUCGGGUGUUGCAAGGUCCGGACUCGGAAUUCCCCAAGGUCAGCAGACAGGAGAAAAAGCGCAUCAAGCAGGAGAGAAAAGAAGCGAAGAGAGCUGAGAAAGAGCGCAAGAGGAGUGGUAAAAACAUGGAAGGACCUUUCGAGUCGCUUUCAAUCCAGGAAGAGGGUAUCUCAUAUGAUUCAAGAGUCUAG
Aspergillus lentulus is the source of this 1083-nucleotide messenger RNA. RefSeq lists its product as uncharacterized. Gene Ontology annotation, cellular component: membrane. The record is from RefSeq and is a predicted model, not a curated record. NCBI's taxonomy places the organism in Eukaryota, Fungi, Ascomycota, Eurotiomycetes, Eurotiales, Aspergillaceae.